Molecule: messenger RNA, 669 nt
Organism: Adineta ricciae
Lineage: Eukaryota; Metazoa; Rotifera; Eurotatoria; Adinetida; Adinetidae
Source: the annotation of a GenBank genome assembly
AUGGCCGAUGAUAACUGGAAGCGAUUGAAAAUUAAAAAAGAUUUUAUUCUAGGUAAAAGCUCAUACAGCCAAGAACGUAUUUGGCUUGAUGAGUCCAUUCGUGCGACGUACACAAGCAAAGAUGAAAAUCUACUCAAUUAUAACUCCGUUCUUGUUUAUCAAGUCAACGAUGGUUACUUAUCUAUCAACCGUUUUCGCCAAGCGAUUGAAAAUGUUCUCAGCAAAAACGAAAUCUUCGGUACUGAACUAGACUUUGACUUGGAAGAACACUCCGUUCAACAGAAAAUCAAUCCAUUCAACAAAGAUAUAUAUUCAUUCGAAAUUACCACCAUCGAUGUUACAGAUCACGACAAAAUUAAUGAAAUCAUCUACAAAGAACAAAUGACCAAACAUUUCGAUUUGAAUAAAGGACAUAUCUUUCGUUAUCAUCUUUUGAAACAAAAUCAAAAAGAAAAGAAUCGACUCGCAAAAGACGAUUAUGUUCUUUUGGUGUUUCAUCACUCAGCUAUCGAUCAUCAUUCCAAAUACUUGUUUGUGAAACAACUAACGCAAGAAUAUACAAAUGAAAAGUCGACAAAAGAUGAAAAUCAAUUGAGAUUUAUCGAUUUCGCUCAUUAUGAGCGUCAAUCAGACCUGAGUAAAGCUGAAGCGUUUUGGGAGGACUUAUUU